UUAAUUUCUUCUUCUCUUUUUGUUCUUGGUAUGGUAAUAGAGAGUUAAAGUAUGAACUGGAAGGAACUGAGGAAAAAAGGGAGUUUUCUUGUCCUGUUGCUUUUGGUUUUUGUACUGUUCUGCAACUGUUUUCUGGACAAAGAGAGUGUUCAAAAGAUAGACACAGGGAGGUGAAAAGUCAUGAUUCAUGCAUGGGCGUUGACGAGGAAAAAGCUUGGUACUUUCUGUUUUCUAUUGAGAAAUGUCCAUUUUGUUGUCAGUAUUUAUGAGUAUGUCAUUGCUUUGCUAUAGUCAAACCCAGAAAUCGAAUGGACGGUUACUUAUAUCCCUUAGAACUCCCACUUUUUAAGCCUUUAACCCUUAUAAACGGACGUGGGUAUCCCUCAAAUUCAUUCAAGUGAGGAGAAUUUGCUUGUCUAAGCAAAUAAAAAGUUGUGUAUCUGUUGAAUUUUUGUGGGUUUGAUCAGAAGGAUAGAGCCGUGGCUAAUACAACCAUAUCAUGCCUAAUGGUGCAGUUGCUGACCCGAGCUUUCUGGCUUUCCCAAUUCCCUGUUCAUUGCCUAACUCCUCUGAAUUCUCCAAUUCCAUAGGGAAAAUGGAUGGAUAUAGAGAAGCUUGUCUGCUUGGGGACAGCUUUGAUCCGAAUGGAGUUGUGAGGAUGAGGGAAGAUGAAUAUGAUAGCAGAUCAGGCAGCGACAACAUCGAUGGUGCUGUAUCUGGGGAUGAUCAGGAUGCUAACGACGAACGACGACGAAAAAGGAAGAAGUACCAUAGGCAUACCCCCCAUCAGAUCCAAGAGCUUGAGAUUUUCUUCAAGGAAUGUCCUCAUCCAGAUGAUAAACAAAGGAGUGAGCUCAGUAGGAGACUUGGUUUGGAGUCGAAGCAAGUGAAGUUUUGGUUUCAAAAUCGUCGAACCCAGAUGAAGACACAAAUAGAACGCCAUGAGAAUGCAAUUCUUAAGCACGAAAACGAUAAGCUUCGGGCCGAGAAUAGUGUGAUGAAGGAUGCUAUUUCGAACCCAACGUGCAAUACAUGCGGUGGACCUUCAAUUCCUGUUCAUCUAUCGUUCGAGGAACACCAGCUUAGGAUUGAUAAUGCCAGAUUAAGGGAUGAACUGCACCGGUUAUAUACCGUCACCAACAAGUUCUUGGGCUGGCCAGUUUUGCCCUUUGUCAAUCAUAGCUCUUCAGUGAGCUCUGACUCGUGCUUGGAACUUUCUGUUGGAAGAAAUGGAAUGGGAAAUGUGAGUAACAUUUCUGAUCCUAUUCCUAUGGGGCUUAACUUGGGAAACGGACUUUUCAAUGGUGGCCCUGUGAUGCCUAUUAGUAAGUCUCAAAUGGGCAUGCCAGGCAAUGAUAUACCAAUUGACAGAACAAUAUAUGUGGAUCUUGCUUUGGCUGCUAUGGAUGAAUUGGUUAAGAUGGCUCAAAUUGAUACCCCCCUUUGGGUCAGAAGCCGGGAUAGCAGUGGCAAAGAGACGUUGAACUUUGACGAAUAUUCCAGGACAUUUCCUUCGUCGGCUGCCAUGCAACACACUAAUUGGACGACAGAGGCUACCAGAGAUACUACAAUGGUCAUCAUCAACAGCAUGGCACUCAUCGAGACGUUGAUGGAUGCAAACCGAUGGGCAGAAAUGUUUCCUUGUUUGAUUGCUAGAGCCACAACAAUCGAUGUGAUAUCAAAUGGCAUGGGUGGAACUAGAAAUGGUUCAUUACAAUUGAUGCAUGCUGAACUUCGAGUACUUUCCCCGCUUGUUCCUGUUCGUACUCUUAAGUUCCUCCGCUUCUGCAAGCAGCAUGCUGAUGGUCUGUGGGCUGUAGUUGAUGUUUCCCUCGGAGAAGGCGCGGAUGCAGACAUGUUUUUCAGUUGCAGGAGGCUCCCUUCCGGCUGUAUUGUGCAAGAUAUGCCUAAUGGUUUCUCCAAGGUUACAUGGGUGGAACAUACAGAAUAUGAUGAAACUGUUGUACACCAACUUUACCGCCAGAUAAUUAGUUGGGGCAUCGGCUUCGGUUCGCAACGGUGGCUUGCUACCCUUCAAAGACAAUGUGACUGUCUGGCAAUUCUUAUGUCUUCUACGGAAGAUCCUGCAGGAAUAUCACCACACGGUAGGCGAAGUAUGCUGAAACUAUCCCAGCGUAUGGUUGAUAACUUCUGUUCUGGGAUUUGUACUUCAACAUUGCAUAAGUGGGACAAGCUUGUUGUUGGCAAUAUUAGUGAAGAUGUAAAAAUGAUGGCUAGAAACAGCAUCAACGAUCCUGGCGAGCCACCGGGUAUCGUGUUGAGCGCUGCAACUUCUGUUUGGAUGCCAGUAACUCAGCAGAGAUUGUUUGCAUUCUUGCAAGACGAGUGCUUACGGAGCGAAUGGGACAUUUUAUCCAAUGGCAGACCAAUGAUAGAGAUGCUUCGCAUAUCGAAAGGCCAGGGACUGGAUAACCGUGUUUCUCUCCUGCGCGCUAACCCCAUGAAUGCUAAUGAGAACACCAUGCUUAUAUUGCAAGAGAGUUGGACUGAUAUUUCAGGCUCACUGAUCGUUUACGCUCCAGUCGACGCAGCCUCCAUUAACUUGGUGAUGCGUGGAGGAGAUUCGGCUUAUGUAUCGCUACUACCUUCAGGAUUCGCCAUUCUCCCCGAUGGCCCAUCCAUCUAUGCUUCUACUAACAACGACAAAGACGGUUCGAUCAUGUCAGACAUUAACAGUGGCUAUGCUGGUGGAUGCCUUCUCACAGUUGCAUUCCAAAUCUUGGUGAAUAACCUUCCAACAGCCAAACUCACCGUUGAGUCAGUUGAGACAGUUAACAAUCUCAUUUCUUGCACCAUCCAAAAGAUCAAAGUCGCCCUUCGAGUAUCGUAACGAUGCUUGCUCGUUUAGCAAGCUUUCAUUAGAAAGGUAAGUGUAGGCUCAUAUGCAAAGUUUAUGGGAAAAUUUUCAUAGACUGAACAUGAGAAGAUCUCAGACAAAGAAUGGUCAAAGCAUAGGUUUCUAGUCAAGAACGAACCACGAACAUGUGAUUUCGUAUUGGGUUUACAUAAGUUUGUAAUGUUGCGGUUGUCGUGUGGGUGGUUCGGGUAUUGACUCGAUGACCGGUUAGAACUCAUCUGUAUGUUUGUGAUGUAGUGUCUACUUAUUUCUCCAAUUCAAAAAAUGGUUUUAGUUUGGUUUUUGCUUUA
This is a messenger RNA of Cucurbita moschata (crookneck pumpkin), 3168 nucleotides long. Its product is annotated as homeobox-leucine zipper protein ANTHOCYANINLESS 2-like. NCBI's taxonomy places the organism in Eukaryota, Viridiplantae, Streptophyta, Magnoliopsida, Cucurbitales, Cucurbitaceae. The coding region runs from base 500 to 2851 and encodes 783 amino acids. The record is from RefSeq and is a predicted model, not a curated record. The transcript has 9 exons. Gene Ontology annotation, biological process: regulation of DNA-templated transcription. Gene Ontology annotation, molecular function: DNA-binding transcription factor activity, RNA polymerase II-specific; lipid binding; DNA binding.